Messenger RNA from Pelobates fuscus (common spadefoot toad), 1504 nucleotides. It is a transcript of the gene ETFBKMT, whose product is annotated as electron transfer flavoprotein subunit beta lysine methyltransferase. Gene Ontology annotation, cellular component: mitochondrial matrix. Bases 34 to 753 code for a protein of 239 amino acids. The record is from RefSeq and is a predicted model, not a curated record. Lineage: Eukaryota; Metazoa; Chordata; Amphibia; Anura; Pelobatidae. The transcript has 3 exons. Gene Ontology annotation, molecular function: protein methyltransferase activity.
CCGUACAAGGUACAGUGCAGGUCUGCUCAGGUCAUGCUGACUCUAUGCCGAGCCCUCCUGCUGAGAGCCCCCUCUGCGGGUCAGCGCAGCUACAGCGCCACCUCUCUGCAAAACUUCAUAGUGCAGCACACGGAGGUAGUGAGCGAGCACCUGACACCGGAACUCCGUUUGCAUCUGCUCACUCCCCGCUGCAAGCACUGGCAUCUGCCGUCUGACCUUUGGCCCUAUGAAGACCCCUACUGGGCCAUCUACUGGCCCGGGGGGCAAGCUCUGGCUAGAUAUAUCUUGGAUAACCCCGAUGUUGUACGAAUGCGCCGGGUUUUAGAUCUUGGAUGUGGCUGUGGAGCUGCUGGCAUCGCUGCUGAAAUGAAUGGAGCCUCUUAUGUCCUGGCCAAUGACAUUGACCCAGUUGCAGGAGCAGCUUUUAGCCUGAACUGUCAGUUGAAUAAUUUGAAGCCAUUGGCAUUUAGCACUGAGAACAUCCUCGCCCGUGAAGGAGAGAACUGGAACCUGAUUGUGUUGGGUGACAUGUUUUAUGAUGAGAAGCUUGCAGACCACCUCCAUCUCUGGCUCAGACACUGCAUUGCCAAGCACAAGACUCAAGUUCUCAUCGGAGACCCAGGGAGAUUUCAGUUUGUGAGUCACCCUAUCCAAAAGCAGCUGAAAAAAAUGGCAGAAUAUUCUCUACCAGAAUGCAUCCAACAAGAAAAUUAUGGUCUGACCGCCACUGCUGUUUGGUGCUAUGAACCUUGAAUGUAUACACUGUGGUAGGUGAAAGCUAAUCGGUUUCUGUGUAACUGGGGAUGAGUGCGUGUAUGUCUUUAAUUUCAAUACACAUUUUAACAUAGACAGGGUCAUUCGCUAAAGAAAGAAUUGUUGGUAAUUCAAAGUGAAUAUCAAAAUUAAGGCCAAACUAUACUUCAAGAUUGGCUACUGUGGCCUGACAUUUUUAAAAUUCUAUUUGAAUGUGCAGUAAUUCUCACUUUAGUGAAUAACCCUGUUAGUUCUACACUGCUACAUUUUGUUGGCCUCUUUAACAUUUUUUUUUUUUUAAAGGAUCACAUGUGUCUUAUUAUAAAUGUCUUUUCAUAUUAAGGCAAAAAACAGGUUUAAACAUGCUUGUAAAAAGUAUAUGAAUUAAAAGGUAUACAAAUCAUCAUUUAAUAUAAUGCUGUUGUAAGAAGCCAUGUCUUUUUGGAGAGAAAAAAGGUAUUGAGAGAAGCAAUGAGAAAAGUUCAAUGAAACCACGUGAAAUCAAAACUGUAUUUUGAGUUGCUGUUUGAUGUACUUGGAAUAUGGCUUUAAGCUGUUGCAAAUAUUUAAAAAAAAAUGCAAAUAUUAUUUUACUUAUUACUUUCAUCAUUAUACCAGAUUCUUAAAGGCCAAUGGGUAAAGGGCCACGCUGUACUUAAAUAUAGAUAUGUCCGUGUUUAAACAUAUAUUUGUUUUUGUAAUCCAAUGUAGGAUACAUUUAUAUAUUUUAAAAUUGAGCAAUUACUUUUAC